GCGAGAGGAGAAGCAUGCUUGCAGCUCUGGAUCCCCUUCCAUGGAUUCUCCUCUAAAGGUAUGCUUUUCGAUUGCUCUUUAUUUCUUAUGAUCCGUUGCACUUGGGGUUGGGCUAGAAAUAACUAUAGAUGGCCAGAAGGUAUGGAGUGUGUUGAUGAACGGGGAAUAUCAUGUUGCAGUGCCUAGAGGGGUUUAAGCACUUGUUUGCUGUCCUGCUGAAGUGCUGUGAUAUUGACUUCAAGCAGCCGAAGGGACUUGAAGAUCCGGAACUUCUAGCAAGGGAAACUGUUUUUAGUGUAAGUGAAAUAGAAGCAUUAUAUGAGUUAUUCAAAAAGAUAAGUAGUGCCGUGAUUGAUGACGGGUUGAUCAACAAGGAAGAGUUCCAGCUAGCACUAUUCAAGACUAGCAAGAAAGAGAGCUUAUUUGCUGAUCGGGUAUUUGACUUGUUUGACACAAAGCAUAAUGGGAUCCUAGGUUUUGAAGAGUUUGCACGUGCUCUCUCUGUCUUUCAUCCAAAUGCGCCAAUUGAUGAUAAGAUUGAAUUUUCUUUCCAGUUAUAUGAUCUCAAGCAACAAGGCUUUAUUGAAAGGCAGGAGGUGAAGCAAAUGGUGGUGGCCACUCUUGCCGAGUCUGGCAUGAAUCUCUCUGAUGAAGUCAUAGAAAGCAUCAUUGACAAGACAUUUGAAGAAGCCGAUACUAAACAUGACGGGAAAAUUGACAAAGAAGAGUGGCGCAAUCUUGUCUUACGACACCCGUCUCUUUUGAAGAAUAUGACUCUUCAAUACCUCAAGGACAUCACAACAACAUUCCCGAGCUUUGUGUUUCACUCUCAAGUCGACGAUACCUGAGGGUUCGAGUUUGUUGCCAGUUUGAAGUUUAGUUGGGUUAUUCAUAAUGGUUUGUUUUCAACUCAUCUAGGUAGUAUGAGCAUCAUAAAUAUACAGUGCGCAAAGGAGUGCUUUGAGAUGGAACUAAUGGUUGGUAGGAAGAAUUUCUGCAGCUUGUGUUCAUGUUUUAUUGCCCUACAAACUCUGCUUUCUUGACUCCCAUAAUUCUCACCUCCAUGUUUAUAAAUUUCUGAUUUAUUUGUUUGUUUGUUUGUUAUAUGAUAUUCAACCCAGAAAUAAGCUUGGUAUUUAGCAAGAUAUGCAGGAAUGUGUAGUCAUCUGUUGUGCUGAAAUGUGUUAUACAUUUCAAUGGUUGCUUUGAGAUUUGUGAAGAUAAAAAUUAAGGGUGGGGAUUUGGUUUA
Messenger RNA from Dioscorea cayenensis subsp. rotundata (Guinea yam), 1249 nucleotides. RefSeq names its product calcineurin B-like protein 3. The coding region runs from base 171 to 848 and encodes 225 amino acids. Gene Ontology annotation, biological process: calcium-mediated signaling. The record is from RefSeq and is a predicted model, not a curated record. NCBI's taxonomy places the organism in Eukaryota, Viridiplantae, Streptophyta, Magnoliopsida, Dioscoreales, Dioscoreaceae. The transcript has 10 exons. Gene Ontology annotation, molecular function: calcium ion binding; kinase binding.